Morus notabilis is the source of this 1161-nucleotide messenger RNA. RefSeq lists its product as uncharacterized. Bases 1 to 846 code for a protein of 281 amino acids. The record is from RefSeq and is a predicted model, not a curated record. NCBI's taxonomy places the organism in Eukaryota, Viridiplantae, Streptophyta, Magnoliopsida, Rosales, Moraceae. The transcript has 8 exons.
AUGUCGUUUUGCUCUUCUCUAUCAUCGCCUCAAUCACUCUCUCUCUUCUCCAAAACAAGACCCUCAACAGUCUCCUUCACCCCUCGCUUCCGAGCUUCCGCCGACGCCGACGUUCCUGAUUUCCUCUCUGCAGACUGGCUUGAAUCUCGCAAGAAACGACCUUUUGGUCCGAGAUUAAAUGUAAAUUUCCUUCUGAUUAUGCUAAAUGAGCAAAACACAUACGUUAGCUAUUGUUCGUGUCGUUUCCCUUUAGCAUGCCAAUCCUAUCCAGGUGAUUUCCAAUCACUCUCUCUCUUCUCCAAAACAAGACCCUCAACAAUCUCCUUCACCCCUCGCUUCCGAGCUUCCGCCGACGCCGACGUUCCUGAUUUCCUCUCUGCAGACUGGCUUGAAUCUCGCAAGAAACGACCUUUUGGUCCGAGAUUAAAUUUUAGUGCAGAAGAAGCUGUACAACAUCAGCUUGAUGCUUUAAAGUACAACGACCAGCCUCGUCAAGAUUAUGGCAUUGAGGUUAUGUACAGGUUUGCUGGGUUUGAUCCCUUUGAAAGGUCGACCUAUUUUGGGCCAUUUUUUGAUUUGGGGCAGUUUGAACGAUUUAGGAGGAUUUUUCACCAUUCAACGUACAGAGUAGUACUGCGUCACGAGGAGAGAAAGAUCUUGAGUAGUUUAUUCGUGGAGGAGAAUCGAUUCAAGCAGCGGGUUUGGAUACGGGGAAGUCGCCCAGAGGAAGAAGAAAUCUUCCAGUUCACCAUGGUUCAGAGGGUUGGUGGUUCAUGGGAUGGUUAUUGGCUGACGGAGAGUUUACUUCACGAUGGAGAUGCUUUUGCCGGUGGUUUGGCCUAUUGAACAGUCAAUGCAAGCUAUGGAAGUUGUUCAUCUGCGAAAUUGUUUUCCCGCAGCCAACCGUACAAUAUGGAAGUUGUACAUAGCUAAUAAUUAAACUUAUUGCUUCUAUAUAUUUUGGCUGAACUUUGUAAAUUCUCCUGAAUUUGUAUAUUCAUUUCUGCGCAAUACACAUAAGUUGGGAGCUACAUGUUUCUUUGCUCUCCGGUGCAAAUCUAACUGCUCUAGGAUGUUUUGUUAACGUGAGGGCCUGUUUAGUACGUGGGUUUGAAGUUUUGAUUAUGACUUUUGAAAUUCAAUUUUUUUAUGAGAGAAAAA